This is a messenger RNA of Rubroshorea leprosula, 1652 nucleotides long. The record is from the annotation of a GenBank genome assembly. NCBI's taxonomy places the organism in Eukaryota, Viridiplantae, Streptophyta, Magnoliopsida, Malvales, Dipterocarpaceae.
GUAGUAUCAAAUGGCCUUCGUCAUUUUUGUAAAGUUCACCUCUCCUCUCUUUCAGGCCAAGGUUUCUCCUUGAUGCUUUGUAUGACCAAAAUACAAAUGCAUAAUGGUGCUAUAACUCUUUGUUUCCAUGGCGUUGCUUUGUUCACCUUAUUUGUUCUUAAUACUACAGGCGCGCCAAGUGGAAGCAAUUUAGCCUGCAGUGGAGACACGAAGCCGCACAUCGGAGGCAAGACAGUGAUCGGAUGCUACCAACCUGAUAUUGGCCGUCUAUCUCCUCCUCCAUCUCGUCCAUCUCUUCCUCCUUUUCCUCCAUCCUUUUCCCCAUCUCCUUCUACAAAUCGUGCAGCCCCACCAACCUUUCUGUUUGCUCCACCUGAACCACCUAAUCCCUCUCCUCCAAAGGGAAGAAAGUAUUCGAAAAGAAAGAAUCCGAAGAGAUUACUAGUCAAGAUUAUUAUUGCAAUAUUUGCUGUGACGCUUGGCUUUGGUUUCAUUCUGUUCCUUUUUUGGUGGAAGCGGAAAUCAAAUAAACAAGAUGUUCUUGCCUUUGAUGUGUCCGUUGCUGAUGAAUUUGGGAAUGGCUUGGGACCUAGGGAGUUCUCUUUUGAUGAAUUGUCUAAAGCAACAAAGAAUUUUGCAGAUGAAGAGAAGCUUGGCGAGGGAGGGUUUGGAGCGGUUUAUAAAGGUUUCUUGAGAGAUUCCAAUACAAAUGUAGCGGUUAAAAGGGUUUCAAGGAGGUCAAAACAAGGGAUUAAGGAGUAUGUGUCAGAAGUAAAGAUUAUUAGUCGAUUGAGGCAUAAGAAUUUGGUAAAGCUUAUUGGAUGGUGCCAUGAAAGGGAACUCUUACUUGCUUAUGAGUUCAUGCCUAGCGGUAGCCUUGAUUUUCAUCUCUUCCAAGGGAGGAGCUUGAUACCAUGGAAGAUUAGAUACAAAAUCGUGCAGGGCUUAGCAUCAGCAUUGUUGUAUCUGCAUGAAGAAGGAGAUUUAUGUGUAUUGCAUAGGGAUAUAAAAGCAAGUAACAUUAUGUUAGAUUCAGAUUUUAAUGCUAAGCUUGGGGAUUUUGGAUUAGCCAGGCUAGUUGACCAUGAAAAAGGGUCGCAAACAACUUUAUUGGCUGGAACCUUGGGAUAUAUAGCUCCAGAGUGUCAUAGAACAGGUAAGGCAAGUAAGGAUUCAGAUGUCUAUAGCUUUGGAAUUGUGGUACUUGAAAUUGCCUGUGGUAGAAGGUCAAUAGAGCCCAUAUAUGAUGAGCAUCAGGCAUCACUGGUGGCUUGGGUUUGGGAAGCAUAUGAGAAUCAAAUGCUUCUUGAUGUAGCUGAUGAGAAACUCUGUAAAGACUUUAACGUGAAAGAGAUGGAGUAUUUAUUACUCGUUGGAUUAUGGUGUUCACAUCCUUCUCGUAGUAUGAGACCGUCAAUUAGGCAAGCAAUCCAAGUGCUUAAUUUUGAGGCAGCACCUCCAAAUCUAUCUAGUAAUAUGCCGGUUCCAGAUUAUGAUGAUAUCCCUAGUACUUCCAUCAUUAGAAUGAGUGAACCUGGUUCACUCAGCAUUACUAUCCCUCGCUAAUUGUUGUGUCUUAAUUGCUACAAGUUAAUUUUGAUAAUAAUUAAAAAUGUGUGUUUCUGUAAGAUGAAUGAAUUCUUGGCAUUCCA